Molecule: messenger RNA, 2360 nt
Organism: Nematostella vectensis (starlet sea anemone)
Lineage: Eukaryota; Metazoa; Cnidaria; Anthozoa; Actiniaria; Edwardsiidae
Product: beta-1 adrenergic receptor
Exons: 2
Coding region: 1208-2140 (310 amino acids)
Biological process (GO): G protein-coupled receptor signaling pathway
Cellular component (GO): membrane
Molecular function (GO): G protein-coupled receptor activity
Source: RefSeq, a predicted model, not a curated record
CUAAGUGUGUUCUUAUCAGGAAAGACAAAAUAUUUCAAGUGAACCAUUUUAUUCUGAAACCAAUCCCCUACUUGGCAAGUGACUGCCGCUUUCAUUUAUAUUCUACGAACUCUGAAACACGAUUUGCAACAGCUAAAAUCGCCUUCUCGCUUCCGUCAUUCAAAAUCCUUGAAGGAUCUUCUUGAUCUUCAUUGGCCAGCACUAAAAUGGCUUCCAAUCACGCGACCACUCCGCGGUGACCAAUCAAAACAGCACCCAAUGUAGUUCCGUUCCGUCAACUAAUGACAGGAUUCCGAAAGGGGUUGUUGGAAAUGAUUGACGAGGUUUCUCAGAAUACUGAAAAUCGCUGUCUAAGUGAUCAAAGAAUAGCUCAAGCACUUGUUCUUAUAUAAGGGAUGCCCUUCCUUUUUUUCAUUAACUAUGAACCUUGGAAGGCAAAUAAGUCUGUACAACACAAGAACUACGAUAUAGCAGCUGAGGUUUUCACGUGACUUAAGAAGAAGAGAUCAAGAAUUCAACAAGAAGAAGAGGUUUUUCUCAUUGGUACAAGUAAAAGGUUUAGCACAAGGUGCAAGCGCACGUACGCAAUUUUGACAUGCGACACGCCAAAACAAACAACCCGUUUGACAUGAUAAAAAACUGUUUUGAAGUCUAAUGAGAGAAACGUGAUGGGGAAUUAUAAUUAUUUAUGAAGCCACCCAGUAAUAAAAGAGAGCUCUGAUUUCUACAUUCAAGAUUUAGUUCUAGCUUCUACGAUCAUCGAUGGUUGCACAAGGAAAGUAACAAUCCCGAAGAGUCUACAAAGAAACGUAACAAGAGAAUACUAGUUGGAAAGGCAUAGAGAUCAACCUAACAGAAUUUCUGAAACAUCAUUUGAAGAAGAUUUAAAGAAGACUCAUCUGACAACAAAAGCCUUGGGAAAUGUGGAUAGAAACAGCGGUUUGGAGAAGAUGGUAAAACGGUAAAAAUGGUUAAGAUGGUAAAAAUCCGGAGUUGAAUGUUGUAAGUGUGUUUUCUAUACUUGGCAAGACUACACAUUCUGGGACACUUAAAAAACAAAUAAAAAUCAUUUGUAAAAAAAAAAAAACGAGGACUAGGCCGACAAUUAAACACUCGAGAAAGUGAUACACGGAACACCAGGAUUUUCUAAAGGCAAGAACUAAGAAAUAUUGCCACUUUAAUUGGGACACUGUAAAGAUUUGUAAAAAUGGCCUUGAGUAAGGAAAUCCUCCAAGCAUUUGACGUAUCUUUAAUCUGCCUGAGUGUCGUCAUUGUUCUUCUCAACAGUGCAGUGAUCGUUCUUGUAAUCCUUAACAAUAGUAUCAGAUCGUUUACAAACGGCUUCGUGGUGUCUCUAGCGCUCUCAGACAUCUUAACUGGUGGCUUAUUCUUCCCCAUAGCUAUUGGUGAUGGAUCGUUCGUAGGACUUCCUUACAUCAACUGUAUAUGUCUACUACUGGGUGUCGGCAACGUGUGCUGUGUCACAUAUGACAGAUAUAUGUCAAUCUCGUCGCCGCUCACUUAUGCUACUGACAUCAGGAAAAGGUUCAAGCUAUUGGUGGCUGUAUGCUGGAGCGUGCCCAUACUCUUCGCAUUGAUUCCCGUCAUUUGGUCAGCAGAUGGAACGACUCUCGCGCACAAAGUGUACAUUUACGUGUUGGAGAUAUGCGGAGUGGUCAUCCCCUUUAUCUUCAUCUUCUCCGUUUAUUGCUACAUCUUCAGACAAGUCAGAAAAUGCAACCAAAAACUCGCCAUGGAUCUGAUAGACGUAGAAACGUCUAGAAAACGCCGAAAGUCGCUCUUCUCAGAAGCGAAAGUGGCACGUGUCUUCAUAACAGUUUCUGUCCUAUUUCUGUUGUCAUGGAUACCGAUCUUGUAUAUAACAACAAUGAUAAAUAUCGGGCGUGAGGACUUGUUCCCUAAGUGGCUGUUGUUAGUAGGUUUCUAUGCGCUAGCUCUCGGCUCAAUGGCCAAUCCGAUCAUUUACUGCUUUCUCAAGCCUGAUUUUAAGGCGUUAGUUAACAGAUUGCUCUUUCGGAAAGUUCGUAGAGCAUUUAGAGCCAGUUUUAACACUAGAACAGCCACAGCUAAUGUUGUGCUUGCUUCCAGCAAUAACAGUUAUGACAAUACCAAGCUUUGACCUAGAUGCUUUGGCUAAAUAUUUAGGGCCGUAGUAAGGGGUAAAAAAAUAUGUAAACAAAUAUGACCAUAUGAAGAAAACGUUGUCAUUUUGGGGGUCUGGUACCGAGGAAUCUUAGUUGCUUUCCAGAGGCUUUCUCCAUUGACUAAAGAUGGUCACAGUCACUGUUUUUCUCUUCAAAAGUCAUAAAGUCUACGAAGCACCUUCGGUACGGCAACCU